AAAAAAAAAAAAAAAAGCCAAAUCAACCAACACAACAUAAUUGCGAAGGGCUUGAUCCGGGCGGCGGAGAACAAUACUCGCCGGGAAAGUUGCUGCGCGGCUCGGGCGGGAGCGGCGGGAGGAAAAUGCCGCAGCUGGGCAGCGGCGGCGGGGACGACCUGGGGGCCACGGACGAGAUGUUGGCCUUCAAGGACGAGGGCGAGCAGGAAGAGAAGAUCCCCGAGAACGCCUUCACCGAACGCGACCUGGCCGACCUGAAAUCCUCGCUGGUGAACGAGUCUGAGGGCAGCGGCAGCCCCGCCGCCGCCGCCGCCGACCCUGAGGCCAUCAGGCGUGUGCAGGAUCCGCAGAGGGUUUAUCAGGAGAAGCUCCCGGACCACAUGGAUGAUGGUAUGAAGCAUCAGGACCCAGGGAUGUAUAAAGGAUCUGCGUAUUCUGGCUACCCUUUCCUCAUGCUCUCAGACCCGUACCUGCCAAAUGGAUCUAUGUCACCUCUGUCCAACAAAGUUCCCGUUGUGCAGCCGUCCCAUGGAGUCCACCCGCUCACCCCACUCAUCCCUUACAGCAAUGACCAUUUCAGCCAUGGCUCCCACUCGCCCCACUUGCCCGCUGACAUCAACCAGAAACAAGGAGUGCACCGUCCUUCUCAGACCUCAGACAUCCCUGGUUUCUAUCCCCUGCCUCCUGGUGGAGUUGGACAGAUCACACCGUCGAUGGGAUGGCAGAGCCAGUCUGUCUAUCCGCUCCCGUCAUGUGGAUUUAGACAGCCGUAUUCGUCAGCACUUUCCACUGGGGCUUCUUUCUCCAGGUUCACUCACCCGUUGAUGCUGGGCUCUGGCAUGCACACCACUGGCAUCCCACACCCUGCCAUCGUGCCCCACUCCGGCAAGCAAGAGAUGGAGCACUAUGACCGUAACAUGAAACCUCAACCAGAACCAAAGAGAGAGAAGGAAGCCAAGAAGCCCACAAUCAAGAAGCCCCUGAAUGCUUUCAUGUUGUAUAUGAAAGAAAUGAGGGCCAAAGUCAUUGCCGAAUGCACCCUGAAGGAGAGUGCUGCCAUCAACCAGAUCCUGGGGAGGAGGUGGCACGCACUGUCCAGGGAGGAGCAGGCCAAGUACUAUGAACUGGCUCGGAAGGAACGGCAGCUCCACAUGCAGCUCUACCCAGGCUGGUCUGCCAGGGACAACUACGGGAAAAAGAAGAGACGAACACGGGAAAAGCAGCAAGAUUCCAACUCAGACAAGCUCGCAGCCCCCGCUGACUCCGCACACAGAGAACCGCCCGACCCCUUCCCCGUCUCCGCUCACCUCCAAACCGCCACCUGCUCCUCCUCCAGACUGACCACCCGCUCCUCUCCUGCGCCCACAGAGUCCCCAGCGUACAGCCUGGCCUCCUCGGGGACAUAGUCCCAGCUUCACCACCACGGUGGCCGGGACACUGGGCACUUGGCUCUCUCUCUGUCUCUCUCCCAAGUGGUUUCGCUGCCCGGUGAACAGGACCAAAAGCCCUGCCCAAAAUUCCCCAUCUCGCUGUAAAACGUGCAAAGUUAGGCAACAGGAUGGCAUAAAGAUGCUGGAAAACUCAUUUGGGGUUGAUUUUUUUGGGGUUUGUUUGGGUUUUUUUUUUAAAAAGGGAGGGUGAGGGUUAAAGAUAGAAAAACGAUUUCAAAACAGAACAAAAAGUUGAAAAAAAAAAAAAAUUGCCAAAACUUAAAGUGCUGAUGAGUAAACGAGCCUUUUGUCCCUGCCCUGUGCUG
This is a messenger RNA of Calypte anna (Anna's hummingbird), 1756 nucleotides long. It is a transcript of the gene TCF7, whose product is annotated as transcription factor 7. Gene Ontology annotation, molecular function: RNA polymerase II cis-regulatory region sequence-specific DNA binding; DNA-binding transcription factor activity, RNA polymerase II-specific. NCBI's taxonomy places the organism in Eukaryota, Metazoa, Chordata, Aves, Apodiformes, Trochilidae. The coding region runs from base 126 to 1406 and encodes 426 amino acids. The transcript is spliced from 11 exons. The record is from RefSeq and is a predicted model, not a curated record. Gene Ontology annotation, biological process: canonical Wnt signaling pathway; regulation of transcription by RNA polymerase II. Gene Ontology annotation, cellular component: beta-catenin-TCF complex.